This is a messenger RNA of Kwoniella shivajii, 351 nucleotides long. RefSeq lists its product as uncharacterized. The transcript has a single exon. The coding region runs from base 1 to 351 and encodes 116 amino acids. The record is from RefSeq and is a predicted model, not a curated record. Lineage: Eukaryota; Fungi; Basidiomycota; Tremellomycetes; Tremellales; Cryptococcaceae.
AUGUUUGUGUUUAUUUCAGCUCUUACAAUCUUAGCUGCUCUGUCCUCAACAUCCGCUGCUACGAUUACCGGGGUCAUCAAAGAUGUCGGUGUCGAAGGUGGACAAUGUAUCGGAAGCGAUUCUGGAGGGCUGAAUGUGCACGAUGCUACCAAAGGUCUGUUGAAUAUGGUCGAUUGCGUUGGAGCGCCUAAAUGGCAAGUAGACACUGGGGAUCAAGGAGGAUAUGUUUUAUUAUCUCCGAAUUUGACUACAGCCUUAUUGGUAACAGAUUUACUGUACAUCAAUGUGGGCGAUUCCUCACCCGGUGACGAACGUCAGCAGUAUGUUCUGUCUCUUUCACCAACGCCGUGA